This is a messenger RNA of Colletotrichum fioriniae, 387 nucleotides long. NCBI's taxonomy places the organism in Eukaryota, Fungi, Ascomycota, Sordariomycetes, Glomerellales, Glomerellaceae. The record is from RefSeq and is a predicted model, not a curated record.
AUGUCUGUCUCAUCUCCCGACAACGGUUCUUUUCAAUCACCUUUCGCCAGCAUGUCUUCGAACGCCUCAGAUCACUCCGGCCGCAAUUCUCUGCGCCCCAACUCCAUUCAGAGAGUUCCGUCGACAAAUUUGAACUUGAUGAGCCCGAGCGAUAUUGUUGGACCUUCACCAGUCACUUCAACUGGUACUGAAACAACAGAAAUCGAGGACGAAGAGGCGGAGGAGGUUCAGGCCCGGCCUAAUGUUACCAAUCCGGCACCGCACCCUCAGACUAACCUUGAGACAGGCCUCAACGGAGCCGACAGUAAGGCCGGAUCAAAGCAGCACGAGAUCAUCACCCAAGACCGAUACAAUGAGUCUUCCAUCCGUCACCGACCAUGCAAUUAA